Amaranthus tricolor (Joseph's coat) is the source of this 537-nucleotide messenger RNA. RefSeq lists its product as uncharacterized. Lineage: Eukaryota; Viridiplantae; Streptophyta; Magnoliopsida; Caryophyllales; Amaranthaceae. The record is from RefSeq and is a predicted model, not a curated record. Bases 1 to 537 code for a protein of 178 amino acids. The transcript has 2 exons.
AUGUCUGAGAUACCUGCCUUUCCCAAAUUUCUUAAGACUCUCUGUGCUAAUGGGAGGAUGCUAGAUGAGAUCGUGCAGGUCUCUAAGGAGGUGAAUGUUAAUGCUUUCAUGAUUGGGAAUCUACCUCCUAAACUAGAUGACCCUGGUAGUUUUAGUAUUCCAAUUACGGUUGGGAAUAUAUCUAUAGAUAGAGCUUUGUGUGAUCUAGGUGCUAGUGUUAGCCUAAUGCCUUACUCCAUGUAUAAGAGACUCCGCAAUGUGAAUGAAUUGACCCCUACUAGGAUGACAUUACAGUUGGCUGACCUACCUUGUCAUUUUGUAAUUAUGGACAUAAUUGAGGAUGUUAAGACCCCUAUCAUAUUAGGGAGACCAUGUCUUACGACCGCUAGCACCCUGAUUAAUGUAGAUAGGUGUAAGUUGGUUAUGAGUGUGGGGGAAGAGAAAGUCGAAUUUGCAAUAAGGGAUGUUUCGAGUGCUCUAGUCCCAAAUGAAUCCAUAUACCUUAUUGACAUAUCUGAAUGUACCUCUCGAAUCUAA